UCCAACAGAUGGACAGCAAGGCCACGUACAAAGUGCCACCUAUUGGGCGUAAAUAGUAAAUAUGUUGUUCCUUCCUGAUCAUUUCUGACAACUCCUGACAGAAGUUAAUCCCUUACAGUAGUUCUUUAGUCACGGUAACCUCCACAACAUUCGUAUCAUGGAGCCUUCUAGUCAGACGUUGACCAAGCCAUACUUAAUUGUGACCGGAUUUGGUCCAUUUGGACCCCACGAAAAGAAUCCCAGUUGGGACGCAGUGCAAGCCUUGCAUGGCAAAUGGGACAACGAGCAGGUAGAUCUUUUGAUCCAAGAGAUUCCAGUGUGUUACGAUUUUGUGCUACAGAAAGUUCCGGCUUCCUUGGAGUGUGUUCAGGGUUGCCACGCCCGAACCAAGUCCCCUUUGGCCAUUGUUCACGUUGGAGUAGGCAGCUCUGUUAAGAAGAUCACAAUUGAGACUGAGGCUAAAAACUGUGGUUACAAUAUACCAGAUGUGAACCAAAAAUGUCCACCAAAUGAAGAGUGCUGUGAGAAGGGUUCCCAAACGCUUAAAACUACUCUCAAUGUCGAACAAAUUGUGGCAAAGAUCAACGGGUCCGAGGCUGAAACGGGAAUUGAGGCCGAGCUAUCCACUAGUGCGGGAGGCUACUUGUGCGAGUUCAUUUUCUACAAAUCCCUAGCAGCUUCCAAUGGAACUGCCCUCUUCGUUCACGUGCCCGAUUACAACAAGCCUUACUCGGUGGACCAGAUGGGCAAGGCCUUGCAGAUUAUUUGUGAAACCCUCAUACCUACCAAUACAAUAAGGGAUUAAUUUAAAGGUCUCACUUCUGUGAUUGGUUUUGUACCUUCUUAUCUGUGUCAUGGUGCACCAUUUGUUACCAAGAUAUUGAAAUGUAUCCAUUGUUAUUGGCUAAAAGUAGCAAAA
Molecule: messenger RNA, 919 nt
Organism: Tigriopus californicus
Lineage: Eukaryota; Metazoa; Arthropoda; Copepoda; Harpacticoida; Harpacticidae
Product: pyroglutamyl-peptidase 1-like
Exons: 5
Coding region: 158-805 (215 amino acids)
Biological process (GO): proteolysis
Cellular component (GO): cytosol
Molecular function (GO): pyroglutamyl-peptidase activity
Source: RefSeq, a predicted model, not a curated record